AAAAGUUCCCUUUCAUUUGGCUCUGCUGUGCGUGUUAGAAUGUGUUUAUGCUAUGCUGUUCGUGCCGUGACGGUUUCUUCUCCUCCCCUCCUUUUUCUUUCUCCAGUUCCUGUCCCUCCAAAAUCCGUUACUUCUUUGAUGAUGAAUAAAGAUGGCUUCCUGGGUGGAAUUUCGGUCAACACAGGAGAGGUGUUCUGCUCUGUCCCCGGCCGUUUGUCUUUGCUUAGUUCAACUUCCAAGUACAAAGUAACAGUGGGAGAAGUUCAAAGGCGCCUUUCUCCCCCCGAGUGUCUGAACGCAUCCCUGCUAGGAGGAGUGCUGAGAAGAGCCAAAUCGAAAAACGGGGGGAGAUCUUUGCGAGAAAGGCUAGAAAAAAUCGGUUUGAAUUUACCAGCCGGCAGGCGUAAGGCUGCAAAUGUCACUUUACUCACCUCCCUGGUGGAAGGGGAAGCAUUACAUUUGGCCAGAGAUUUCGGCUACACCUGUGAAACAGAAUUCCCUGCCAAGGCAGUAGGAGAGCACAUUGCCAGACAGCACAUGGAACAGAAAGAGCAGACAGCAAGGAAAAAGAUGAUCCUAGCAACAAAACAAAUAUGUAAAGAAUUCCAAGACCUUCUCAGUCAAGACAGGUCACCCCUUGGAUCCUCCAGACCGACUCCAAUACUAGACCUCGACAUCCAGAGACAUUUAACACAUUUCAGUUUGAUCACUCACGGUUUUGGAACUCCUGCAAUAUGUGCUGCCCUAAGCACUUUCCAAACUGUUCUCAGUGAAAUGCUGAACUACUUGGAAAAGCACACAUCGCACAAAAACGGAGGAGCGGCGGAAUCCGGCCAAGGACACGCCAACUCGGAGAAAGCCCCCCUACGGAAAACUUCAGAGGCUGCUGUGAAAGAGGGCAAAACAGAAAAGACAGACUAGCUACAUCAAACAGAAUCUAUUUCAAGAGAGUCUUGCUGCUGAUAUUUUUUUUAAAUAUAUAUAUCAUUGAGGGCGAUUUAUCUCCAGUGGACCAAAUCCAAAAA
Meleagris gallopavo (turkey) is the source of this 1025-nucleotide messenger RNA. NCBI's taxonomy places the organism in Eukaryota, Metazoa, Chordata, Aves, Galliformes, Phasianidae. The record is from RefSeq and is a predicted model, not a curated record.